CACAGAAUGUCUAAGGCAGCUUUAAGUGGAAGGUAGAUUUUUUUUUCUCAGUUUGCCUUGUGUUCUCCAUUCUGAAAGAAUGUUGUGGCUGCUCCUUUUUGUGGUGACUGCUAUUCAUGCUGAACUCUGUCAGCCAGAUGCAGAAAAUGCUUUUAAAGUGAGGCUUAGUAUCAAAACAGCUCUGGGAGAUAACGCAUAUGCCUGGGAUUCAAAUGAAGAAUAUCUCUUCAAAGCGAUGGUGGCUUUCUCCAUGAGAAAAGUUCCCAACAGAGAAGCAACAGAAAUUUCCCAUGUCUUGCUUUGCAAUGUAACCCAGAGGGUGUCAUUCUGGUUUGUGGUUACAGACCCUUUGAAAAAUCACACCCUUCCUGCUGUCGAGGUACAGUCAGCCAUAAGAAUGAACAGGAACAGGAUCAACAAUGCUUUCUCUUUGAAUGACCGGACUCUGGAAUUUCUAAAAAUUCCUUCCACUCUUGCGUCGCCCAUGGACCCCUCUGCACCCAUCUGGAUUAUUGUAUUUGGUGUGGUAUUUUGCAUCAUCGCAGCUGCAAUUACAGUACUGGUUUUAUCAGGGAUCAGGCAACAUAGAAGGGAGGACAACGAACUUCCUGAAGUGGAUGGCACUGAAGAAAAGUGUGAGAAUGUGAUUACAAGUGAAAGUAGCAUCCCCUGCCACCGCCUGCACAUGAAUGGAGGGGGUAUUAAUGGCGUCUUCGUGACAAAGGAUGAGUGGCUCACCCCUCUCUGAAGGGCUGCUGAUCUACUUCUCCAAGAAGCUCAACACUUGUUUCUGUGCAGCUGCUGAGCAUCCCAAAAUAUCGAGGGAAGAUUAUAUAUUUUGUAUCACCAUUUAUCUUUUGUAAGGAAUUUUGAAUGUGCUUGAAAGUGAAAGGCUACCAGUUAUACCCAUGAAGAACAUUGAAAUCAUAAGCUGUUGACUACUCAAAAUAUUCUAAAAUAUUUUUCUGACAACACAAUGUGUAAGUGCAGUCAUGUGAUGUUUGUAAUUAUUGAUUUAAGCAUUUCCAGGAAUAGGGUUGGACAUAACAAUUUUUCACACUUUGAAGACCUAAUGAGAAAUAAUUUUUCCAAUGGAGAAUAUGUGGUGUAGAAAUAAUUUGAAAUGGAGCUUUUUUGAAUAUUGUUUAUAUCACUUUGUAUAUGACUAAGUAAGCAAAAGUAAAAAGUAAUUACUGUAAAUGGGAUGGAUGAAAAUGGGAGUGUUGAUACACAGGGUGGAAUUUUAUCCUGUUAUACCAACAGUUGCUUAUAUAUUCUCUGAAUAUCAGUCUCUAGUAGUGCAGUCCUAUUUGUUGACUAUUUCCUCAAUUUGUGAAAGUCCAACCUAUGCUAAUUUAAUAAAAUGCUAAUCUUCUCUUUUUGAUUGUA
Molecule: messenger RNA, 1389 nt
Organism: Galeopterus variegatus (Sunda flying lemur)
Lineage: Eukaryota; Metazoa; Chordata; Mammalia; Dermoptera; Cynocephalidae
Gene: CLTRN
Product: transmembrane protein 27
Exons: 6
Coding region: 80-748 (222 amino acids)
Source: RefSeq, a predicted model, not a curated record